Messenger RNA from Danaus chrysippus (African queen), 777 nucleotides. The record is from the annotation of a GenBank genome assembly. Lineage: Eukaryota; Metazoa; Arthropoda; Insecta; Lepidoptera; Nymphalidae.
AUGGUGGUUGACGAAAUAAUUCAUAGUUCAAUGAUUGAAUUAAAAGUGCAAAAUUUAGAUAAUGAUCACGAAACUCGCCAAACCGUUUUUAACACGGAGGUCGAUGAAAUGAUGGAUGAGAAUGAGGCGACUCCUCUUCUUCGUCACUUCCAUCGUGUUAGUGCUCGUGGUAUGAAUUCCGUGACCAUAGGCAUCAUCACCGGCCUGACUCUGCUGUUCGUUACGGCGUUGGGCAUCGGGAUAUAUUUGCUGGUGGUGCAGAACCAUUCCGAGAACGUUCUGCCACCCGUUAACGUGGAGGAGCCGUACGUGUACGUGUCUCGUUCCGAAUGGGAUGCUGAUGCUAAGCCCUCCACCGAACAUUUCACGGCCCAGCAAGUGGUCUUGCUGCAAACCGACACUCGCCAAUGCUGGGAUCUCGAAGGAUGUCUCCUGCUGCUCAAGGAUAUGAAGGAAGCUCUGGGUCCGAACAAGACUAUGCCCUACAACUUCUUGGUCGCUGACGGAAUAGUUUAUGAGAACAUGGGAUUCCAUACUUCAGCUAUGUCUGAGCUAUUUGCUGUAGUGGUCGCCUUUAUAGGUAAUUUCGUCCAUGUGCCACCUACCAUUGAGCAAAUUAACACUGCGAAGAAUCUCCUGCGCGCCGCUGUGAAGGAUAAGGAUUUAGAUGAGUCCUAUACUAUCAUAGGAAAGGCAACAAAUUAUCUUCCCCGCCAUUUGUUCCGUAGCUUCGAAAAUCUACCCCAAUGGAAUCAUGAAUUGUCUGAUGAUUUGUAA